This is a messenger RNA of Heterobasidion irregulare TC 32-1, 2247 nucleotides long. RefSeq lists its product as uncharacterized. Gene Ontology annotation, molecular function: zinc ion binding; nucleic acid binding. NCBI's taxonomy places the organism in Eukaryota, Fungi, Basidiomycota, Agaricomycetes, Russulales, Bondarzewiaceae. The record is from RefSeq and is a predicted model, not a curated record. The transcript has a single exon. The coding region runs from base 1 to 2247 and encodes 748 amino acids.
AUGGCGACCCCAUCCAUGCCCGCUCGUGGAGAUCGAACGGCCCCGACCUUUGACCCCCAUCAACCCCGCGAAUUGAGACGAUAUUUCUCCGAUCUGGACUUCCACUUCGUUCGGUCUGCGGUAGUGGACGAACAAGAAAGAAAGAAACACGCUUGCCGAUUCCUAGAUGUCGACACCUGUGAGCUUUGGGAAUCGCUCACCACUUUCACCGACGCCACGAAGACCUUCAAGGAGUUCUGCGAAGAGGUCUACAGGCUAUACCCUGGAUCGGAGGAAGAACGCAAAUGGUCGGUAUCGGAUAUGGACAAGCUAGUCGGCGAAACGAGCAGGGUCGGCAUCUUGUCUCUCAGCGAACUCGGCGACUAUCAUCGGCGAUUCCUGGCGAUCACGGUAUUCCUCCUCAGCAAGGCACGGAUCUCGGUCGCCGAACAAGGACGCGCCUUCGCUAGAGGAUUCCAACCGGAGCUAUGGGCAAGAAUCUCUCAACGUCUACAACUCAAGUUCCCCGAUCAUUUCCCAGACGACCCAUACAACCUCCAAGACAUCCACGACGCGGCCCGAUUCGUCUUGCACGGCACCACGUCCGCCUACAGCACGAUCCCUACCGACAUCUCUCGAGCAGCCCCCGCCGCGCCGCCCACCAACGCGAUCAAGGCCGAAGACCUGGCGACCAUGUUCGAACGGCUCACCGACACCUUUGUCAAGGCCAUCACAGCUCAGGGGACGACCAGGCCAGCCGAUCGACCAUCCCGACAGCCAGGACAAGGCGGCGACAACUGCAUGUUCUGCGGCAGUCCCGAACACUUCAUGCGCGCCUGUCCCGAGGUCACCGAAUACAUUCGGAUCGGCAAAUGCAAGAGGAAUAUCGAGGGGAAGGUGGUAUUGUCAAGUGGGGCAUUCGUACCGAGAGAAAUCACGGGUAGUAACCUGAAGGACCGAGUUGACGAAUGGCAUCGCAGGAAUCCAGGCCAGUUGGCGACCGGACAGAUGAUGUUUACGGUAAACGCGGUGCCGACUCACCCGAUGACGAUAGCCUCCCGUCACGAUUCACCCUCAUUGCUGGAUGUCACCCCGACUUACCAACUCACCGACGUCCAGCGAAUCGCGAGCCUCGAACGCGAACUAUUCGCGCUCCGAACGCGGGGCGCAAGGGCACGCGAAAUGGCGCAGGCAGGACGUUCGGCACCUACCCCUUCACCGGCCCCCGAACGACGAGCGAGGACCGAAACUCCCGAACCCGAACCCCGACCGACCACCCCGACUCAGCGACCGCCCCCGGUACCAGCCAAGGACGAUGCUCCGAUCCACCCAUAUGCCAAAGCCCAGGACGCCACCUAUGCACCGCCACACGACCGCAACAUGGGAGCCCCGGCGAAGAUACCAUCGGCAAAGAAGGACGCUCCGGCCUACAAAACCACGGCGCCGAUCUACGACGAGAAGGUAGCAGCUGAGGUCUACAACAGGGCAAUGGCCACUCAGGUGACGCUUACCCAGCGCGAACUACUCUCUCUCUCCGCCGAAGUCCGUUCACAGGUCAGGGAAGCCACGUCGGCACGCCGAUCGCCUGCCAGAGACGCCAGCAAUGUUCGGACCUUCUACCAAGAUGCCGAUCUACCCUAUGCCAUCGACGACCUCGAACCACCGACUCGACCGACCGUCUCCUCCUUCGUCAAUGUCCUGCACCAACCGGAAACACCCCCGCCGGGCGCGAUCAUCAUCCCCGACAUGUACGAAACGUACCUGAAGAAUCUACAGCCCGGUCAGGUUCCUCAGCCAUUGAUAGUUGCUAAAGAAUCGUCUGCCCUAAGGUCUAUUGUUCCCCUCGUCGAUCAUCAGCAGGAAGUCGAAUGCGUCAUCGACCCGGGUUCACAAGUCAUUGCCAUGUCGGAAGGCAUUUGCAACGAACUGGCGCUCAUCUACGACCCCGAAAUCGUCCUCAAUAUGCAGUCGGCGAACGGCGAAAUCGACCGAUCCUUGGGCCUGGCACGCAACGUGCCAUUCCUCAUCGGCGACAUCACCCUGUACCUCCAAGUCCACAUCAUUCGGAACCCCGCCUAUGACGUUCUCCUCGGUCGGCCAUUCGACAUCCUCACCGAAAGUAUCGUCAAAAAUUAUUCAAACGAAGACCAGACGAUCACCAUCAGCGACCCGAACACGGGACGACGAGCCACCAUUCCGACGAUCAGACGAGGACCCCCUCGAGUCCUUCACCGAAGACAAGCGGGUUUUCGCGACUCAAUGAAUUGA